UGUUUUAGGGUUUUAGGGUUUAGCGGGGCCAGGAUCGUUGUCUAGGGCAGCCCCUCACUCCCCUUCCAGCUCUCUUUCACGAGCGGGUCACCUCUCCACCCUCGUCGCCGCUGCACCGAUCCCCCUCUUCUCCUCCUCCUUUCCCUUCCUUCCCAUUCCACGCCAGAGCUCUCUUCGUGAACUUCACAUUGCGAAACAAUGACGCUUCACCUUCUGUAUGAGUCUGCCUCCGGGUAUGCGUUGUUCGAGACCAUGGGCUUGGACGAAAUUGGGCAAAACGCGGAGGCGAUUCAGGAGUCCAUCAUGGACCUGAAUCGGUUUGGGAAGGUGGUCAAGCUCUUGGCUUUUAGUCCGUUCACCUCCGCCGCCGAUGCUCUGGAGCAAUGUAACGCUGUUACUGAAGGAAUCAUGACUGCGGAGUUGAAGAAUUUUCUGGAGUUGAACUUGCCCAAGGCUAAGGCUGGAAAGAAGGCGAAGGUGAGUCUCGGUGUUGCUGAACCUAAGCUUGGUUCGGCUAUCUUGGAGGCUACAAGCAUUCCCUGCCAAAGCAACGACUAUGUGAACGAGUUUCUCAGGGGUGUUCGUUUCCAUUUCAGUCGUUUCAUUAAGGAUCUGAAGGAGGGGGAUAUUGAGAAAGCACAACUAGGUCUGGCUCACAGUUACAGUCGCAGUAAAGUGAAGUUCAAUGUGAACCGAGUAGACAACAUGAUCAUUCAAAGUAUCAGUCUGUUGGACACUCUUGACAAAGAUGUCAACACAUUUUGCAUGCGCGUUCGUGAGUGGUACUCAUGGCAUUUUCCCGAGCUUGUCAAGAUUGUGAAUGACAAUUACUCCUACGCUAAGCUCGUCAAGUUCAUCAAGGAUAAGUCCUCUAUUACUGAUGCUAGCUUGGAAGACCUCACUGAGGUUAUUGGAGAUGAAGACAAGGCUCGCGAAGUCAUUGAAGCUGCCAAAGCAUCCAUGGGUCAAGACAUCUCACCUAUUGAUCUGAUCAAUAUCGAAAUGUUUGCCUCGAGAGUGAUAUCUCUUGUGGAGUACCGCAAGCAACUGCAUUCUUACUUGGUGUCUAAGAUGCAAGAUGUGGCCCCCAACCUGGCUGUGUUGAUUGGAGAGAUGGUCGGAGCUCGUCUCAUUUCCCAUGCUGGAAGUUUGACCAACCUUGCGAAGUAUCCUGCUUCAACCGUGCAGAUAUUGGGUGCCGAGAAAGCACUUUUCAGAGCGCUGAAGACGAAAGGGAACACCCCGAAGUAUGGGUUGAUCUUUCACUCUUCUUUCAUAGGUAGAGCUAGUACAAAGAACAAGGGGCGUAUUUCACGUUAUCUCGCCAACAAGUGCUCAAUUGCGUCACGAAUCGAUUGUUUCUCUGAGGUCAACACAAGUGCCUUCGGAGAGAAGCUGCGGGAGCAGGUUGAGGAACGCCUUGAGUUUUACGACAAGGGUAUUGCACCAAGGAAGAACAUUGAUGUCAUGAAAGACGCUAUCAAGAACGCGAAUGAGACGUCAAAUGGUGCUGAUGACUUGGACAUGACUGAUGCCGAACCCGCCGCAGAAGAGAAUGGUAGCAAGAAGGACAAGAAAAAGAAAAAGAAGAAAGAUGGAGAGGCCAAUGGAACCGAAUCAAAUGGAACCAAAGUUGCAAACGGUGCAUCAGCUGAUGACGAAGAAGCCGCUGUAAACGGAUCCGCCACUGAGGAGAAGAAGAAGAAGAAGAAGAAGAAGAAGUCCGGAGACGAAGCUGCCGAAGAUGUUCCCGAAGCUGCCCCAGUCACUCCAGUGACAGGGAAGAAGUCAAAAAAGCAAAAGAAGACUGAUGAAGAAGUUGCUGUUGCUGUUGCUGUUGCUCUUCCCGUGACCCCGACGACUGAUGGUAAGAAGUCUAAGAAGCAAAAGCGCGCAGAGGAGGCGACCCCGGUGGCUGUUGUGACGGAGAAGAAGAAAGAGAAGAAAAAGAAGCAAAAAACCGAGGACUAGGUGUUUUAUUGAGUAUUUAGGAAUUUUCAAAGAGGUACCCUUUUUUGUUUCACGUAAUUUAAGGGCUCUCCAACACGCAGCUUUGCUAGAACCUAGCUCAGAAAUCAUAGAGCAGAAAGAGCUGUCUUACAGCAUCCCUUUUUGGUCAGGUGAUCCGCGGAUCGUAGUGCAUGCUCUCGUCUUAUAUGUCGCCAGGCUCCUUGACCGACUGUACACUGCUGCUUGUACCCUUUUUAUUACUUCGAUAUGUCAUGAGAUAAUGGCUUUAAGACCCAAUCCAUACGGGAUCUAGCUCAGCAGGUUUCUGCGUGACUUAAACCAUUGACUAGUUGAUUGUAAUACUUUUGGGAUUAACGCAGUGGGGAUUUAUUUCACUAAGAUCA
Molecule: messenger RNA, 2354 nt
Organism: Physcomitrium patens
Lineage: Eukaryota; Viridiplantae; Streptophyta; Bryopsida; Funariales; Funariaceae
Product: nucleolar protein 56
Cellular component (GO): box C/D methylation guide snoRNP complex; small-subunit processome
Molecular function (GO): snoRNA binding
Source: RefSeq, a predicted model, not a curated record